ACUGCUCUCUGGACAAUACUUGCUCUUCUUGCCUGUCACAGAAGCCCUACUUCGCAACACCCCAGCCUUGGUUGGGGGGCUCACUGCCCCUUUCCUGCUUGAUGCAUUCAUCGGCUUUUAUAAGUCAAAUGUUUAAUGCGAGCCGUUGCUCGCAACUUGUCGGCCGGAGCAAACAGGCUGUCACUGGGCAGUUCACUGGGCAGGUCCGGUAUGCGCCGGGGCCGCUGGCGGAGCUUGGGCCACUGACGCGCACAAAACAAGUGCACGUAGCAAGUUGCUCGUGGCAUAAGCGUGUGCGGGGGCGGCAGUGCCGGGCCGGCGCCGCCGCCGCUGGCGCGGGUGCUGACGGCGAGUCGGCGGCGGGAGGAGACCCGGCAGGCGCCUCAGGCCCCACCUCCCCCGCCCCCUCCACCUCCUCCUCGUAUGAUGAGGCAGUUUUGGAGCUGGCACGUAGCUACCAGCGAGUGCAGCACCCGGCGCUGUCCAAUGUGCGCUACUCCAUCGCCGUCGCGGACUUCAUAGAGCAGGCGGUCCUGGCCUACGAGUGCGGCUAUGCCGAGCCGGACGUGGCGGCGGCGCUGGGGCGGCUGGCGGCAGAGGGGAGGCUGGCGGGGCUGCAGGACUUUGACGCGGCCGAGUGUGUGUCGCUGGUGGCGGUGGUGUGGGUGACACUGGCGCUCAGCCCCAUGACCGUCAAGCGCUGGGCCACAGUUGCGGCGGUGUCGGAGCCCACGUUUGCCAGCUGGCGCGGCUUCGUGGCCAUGAUCGUCAACGGCUACUUCGAGCGACGCAUGGCCUGGUACCCACUGGACCGGCUGCAGCUGGAGCUGUCGGCGGUGCAGGGCCGCUCGCUGCCUCAGGAGGUGGUGGCGGAGCACGCGCGCAUCGUGUUCACCACACUGGAGAAGGUGUACCCGCAGUUCGCCGCGGACUAGGGCGGCAGGACGUGGGGACACCCGGGCCCCAGGGCGUCAAUGUGGAGGGCGCGCUCCACACGGGGUGCGGCGUUUUGGUCACUUGUAUCUGGCCAGUGCAGCUUGUAAGAUAUGAUACCCCAAUGUACGGUACGACCUUUUGUAGUUCUCCUGAAUGCUGAGCCCCCAAACCUUCGAUACUAGCUUAGGAUGGGUACAAAUGAUAGCGAAGAAUGUACAAGUAAUGGACCAGUCCGGGAGAUGAGGUACCGUAGUUCCACAACCUUCGGCCUCAGACAUGCACCAACGUGGCGUGGGCGCUCGCCACUUUUCCCACUCUUGUCCAUAAUGUGACGCAAUGCGUUUGGCAUCCCUUGGCAUCCCUUUUGAGAAUGAUGAUUUUGCCGCAUGUCAGGGCUGCAAUUUGCAAGUACUCCGCGCCAGACGCAUUAUGAUGUGGUUGGGGUGAGUACCAUAUGUCAGAUCUUUCAAAGAAAGUGGCUCUGAAGCAAGCGUUGCUGUGUGUCACUGUGGCAUUUGGGCCCUGACUUGGCGUGGACUGCAGGGGAGCGGGUGCAUGCGGUGGUGGGGUUACACGCCACACGGGAGCUGAGUACGGCACGCAGCGUGCAGCCCGCUUUGCGUGCGUUUGGGGGAGGAGAGGCAGGGGCGGAUGACACGGUUCUGAAGGCGUUGCCCCGUUCCUGCGAGUCGCCAGAUGCCAGGGUCUUGAUUCUCUUGAACGUGCGGCAAGCUUUGAGGUGACAUAUCCAGGGCAGGGCCCUCGCCCCUGGGUGCUGGUCUGCUGCCUGCUAGAGCGUUCUGGCAAGGGCACGCACUGACAUGCCGAUUUAUGUCUGGAGGCAUUGAGAUAGGCGCCCUGGCGGAAGGCCGGUAAGCUUGGCAGAAAGCCGGUAAGCG
Chlamydomonas reinhardtii is the source of this 1835-nucleotide messenger RNA. RefSeq lists its product as uncharacterized. NCBI's taxonomy places the organism in Eukaryota, Viridiplantae, Chlorophyta, Chlorophyceae, Chlamydomonadales, Chlamydomonadaceae. The record is from RefSeq and is a predicted model, not a curated record. The coding region runs from base 129 to 935 and encodes 268 amino acids. The transcript has 9 exons.